AUGGCACGCAACAGGGUCGGCUCGGUGGAUGGUGGCGAGGCACAGAUCGGCGACAUGGGCUUUUGCAGUGCUGCCGACGUCCUUUGCCGUCGGUUGACGCCACAAGGAGGCGGCGCGGAGGUUGGUAGCUCCGAGAUCUGGCUGAUGCCGGUGCAAUGGUGCUUUGGAUUUGGACUUUCGGUUGGGGGUGGGUUUGUUUCUGGGUAUUUAAGUGGAUGGGUAUUUUGGCAGUUGCAAUUUGCUGUCUUUCGGUGGGUUAGGCGCCUGUGUCUUCCGAUGGGGCGGAUUUCUUGCAAUAGGUUGGACUGCGAGCAUUCACAGCCAACGCUCAACUCACGAUCCUCCAUGUCUUCCUCUAGCAACACCCAAACCAGCACUGCCUUCUCUCUUGCCAGUCCCAGUCCAACAGUUCAAGUUAAGCUUGACAACCACAACUAUCCAAGUCGGUUGUCUCAGUUCAUGCCAAUCCUGCAUACUCAUGAAUUCACGGGCAUAGUUGACGGUUCAGAGCCGUGCCCUCCAAAGUUUGUUUCUGAUGCUGAAGCUAACCGAUUUGCCUCACAAUCCAAGUCUCGAAUUACUCAGUUGAAAAGACAGCUCCAAACUAUUCGCCAGGACACUAAGACCUGUGCUGAAUACCUCCAACUUGCCAAAGGGUUUGCUGACCAAUUGGCCAUUGUUGGUAAUCCUAUUGAUGAUGCAGAUUUGAUUUCCUUUCUCAUUGGUGGUUUGAAUUCGUCCUUUAAUCCUUUUAUUACAUCAUAUUCCCUUGCCACCCGUGACAACAGCAUGAAGUUUGAUGAUUUUCGUGAUGAAUUACUUAAUCAUGAAACUCUCUUACAGCAGCAGACAAGUGCUGCAGACUCUGCAACAUUUGCUCUUUUUUCUAACAAAUCUGCAGGAAAUCAAAAUGUUGGAAAUUGGCAGCACAAAAACAAGCCUCCACAGCAUAUGAAGUUCUCACCAAGGGCACCUCACCCAACCCUUUCUCCACGACAACACUCAUAUUCCAUGGCCCCAAGAUCCAACAAUUUUUAUCCCAAGCAACAACACUCAUAUUCUCCAGAUUUGAGCCACUCAACACUCCCAUGCAGAUGGACUGCAACAGAGGACCACACCAGGCCUCAAAUUGUUAGCAAGACAUUUCGUGCAAAAACUAGCGUGCUUCCAUUUCUUGUUCUUCAAGCUCAACUGGUCAUGCUUCUUUCUCAACCCCUUUCCUCACAGCAGCAGCAGGCCAUCAUGCCAAAUAUGUGGAAAAACCAGUCACACAACACUGGAUUGUUUCCACCGUAUGGACUAUUCCUACCAAGGCAAGCACACCCACCACCUCAGUUGGCAGCAAUGGUUGCUCAAACCAAUGCCACAAUUGAAGAUCAGCCAUGGUAUGCCGAUAGGUAUAAGUGUCUUGAUCCUAUAACAAAUAAGGUUUAUCUUUCUAGACAUGUGGUGUUUGAUGAGAAUGCUUUUCCAGCCAAGGAAACCUUGGCCCAGCUGCUGCCCUCCAAGCUUGCUGCACAAGAUGAUCCCCAUUCCUAUCACACUAUCCUAUCCGAGAAGGAGCCCACCAGCUUUACUAAAGCAACCACAAAUUCACGAUGGAGGGAAGCUAUGCUUCAGGAAUUUCAGGCCUUGGUUUCUAAUGGCACUUGGACCUUGUGUCCGCGCCCCUUACAUCACAAUAUUGUUCGCAAUAAGUGGGUGUAUAAAAUCAAACAAAAACCGGAUGGCUCCGUUGAGAGAUUUAAGGCUGGACUUGUGGCAAGGGGUUUUGAGCAAAGGUGUGGUAUCGACUAUAAUGAGACAUUCAGUCCCGUGAUUAAACCCUCAACAAUACAAAUUAUUCUCAGUUUAGCAAUUCAGUUUGAUUGGUCUAUCCAUCAAUUGGAUAUUUCAAAUGCUUUUUUACAUGGUUACCUUGGGGAAGAGGUGUUCAUGGAACAACCUCAAGGGUUUGUGGACAAGGCUCAUCCCGACUAUGUUUGUUCUCAUGCUGCUACUAUUCAGUCUCUCAUCUCCACUCUCCAGCAGGAAUUCCCUUUGAAGGACCUUGGGCCUCUUGGCUUUUUCCUUGGCAUUGAAGCCACCCGAAUUGCUGCUGGCCUUCACUUAUGUCAGGCCAAAUAUAUUUCCGAUUUACUCCAUCGCGUUCAGAUGCAAGGUGCCAAACCGUCCACUUCUCCGUGUUCCUCCAGCACCAAACUCUCCAAGUUUGAUGGGGUUCCUCUCUCAGAUCCUUCCGAAUACAGUCAUGUUGUUGGUUCUCUUCAGUAUUGCACCCUUACCAGGCCCGAGAUUGCAUUUGUUGUUAACCAACUCUGUCAACACUUACAGACCCCCACGACAGCUCAUUGGACUGCUGCAAAAAGAGUCCUCCGACCCCGUACAUUAUCUGCUUAUUGUGAUGCUGAUUGGGCUGGAAGCCCUGAUGACCGUAGGUCUACUUCAGGCUCUACCAUUUUUCUUAGCAACUGUCUCGUGGCUUGGAGUGCUAAGAAACAGGCCAUUGUUUCAUGGUCCAGUACGGAGGCGGAAUAUCGUGCCUUGGCCCUCACCACUGCCGAUUUAUUUUGGAUCCGGAUGUUGUUCAAAGACCUUGGAAUCUCCAUUCCUUCUGUCCCUACCUUAUGCUGUGAUAAUGUAAGUGCUAUUGCUUUGGCUUCCAACCCGGUAUUUCAUGCACGGACUAAACACAUCGAGGUAGAUUAUCACCUCGUGCACGAAAAAGUGGUUAACCGUGACAUCUCUGUUAAGUUCAUAUCUUCAGGUGAUCAACUUGCCGAUGUCUUCACUAAAGGUCUUACUUCGGCUCAAUUCUUAUUCUUCAAGUCCAAGCUCAUAGUGGUUCCCCCCAUUAGCUUGCGGGGGGCUGUUAGACUACAUGCUCCAGCUGUACCCAAUCCCACAGUAGAUGCCCUUCCUGCCCCUGACGUUGCUGGCAGCCCACAUUCAAAUGAAGACAAAUCUCCAUGA
This is a messenger RNA of Alnus glutinosa, 2973 nucleotides long. RefSeq lists its product as uncharacterized. Lineage: Eukaryota; Viridiplantae; Streptophyta; Magnoliopsida; Fagales; Betulaceae. The record is from RefSeq and is a predicted model, not a curated record. The transcript is spliced from 8 exons. Bases 1 to 2973 code for a protein of 990 amino acids.